Neomonachus schauinslandi (Hawaiian monk seal) is the source of this 973-nucleotide messenger RNA. Its product is annotated as cytohesin-2-like. The record is from RefSeq and is a predicted model, not a curated record. Gene Ontology annotation, molecular function: guanyl-nucleotide exchange factor activity. Lineage: Eukaryota; Metazoa; Chordata; Mammalia; Carnivora; Phocidae. The transcript is spliced from 4 exons. Gene Ontology annotation, biological process: regulation of ARF protein signal transduction.
AUGCACCUGGAGCACUUAGAAAGCCACCUUGCACGUUGUAAGCAUUCUACAAAUCUAAGUUAUGGUAACUAUUACUACCACUUCUGCUGCUACAAGCUAAAUAACUUCAGCAAAAACCUGAUCCACUAUGGGCUGAUCUUCAAGUUUAACUUUCAGAAGGCAGUGUUUCCUAAUUCCCAAGUCCGCACUGGUCAGGAUGAUAACAGUGAGCCCAUCAACGUUGUCUCUAAGUACCUGCGGUGGCUGGACAGAUUGAUUUCUAAAUUCUCCUUCGAUUCUAUAAGUAAACAAAAUGUGUUUGGGACGCUUGGGAACACCAGCCUUCACAAUCCCAACGUCGGGGACAAGCCGGGCCUGGAGCGCUUCGUGGCCAUGAACCGGGGCAUCAACGAGGGUGGGGACCUGCCCCAGGUGCUGCUCAGGAACCUCUAUGACAGCAUCCGAAAUGAGCCCUUCAAGAUUCCUGAGGAUGAUGGGAAUGACCUGACCCACACCUUCUUCAACCCGGAUUCAGAGGGCUGGCUCCUUAAGCUGGGAGGGGCCCGGGUGAAGACGUGGAAGCGGCGCGGGUUUAUCCUCACAGACAACUGUCUCUACCAUUUUGAGUACACCACCGACAACGAACCCCACGGAAUUAUCCCCCUGGAGAAUCUGAGCAUCCGAGAAGUGGAUGACCCCCGAAAACCGAACUGCUUUGAGCUUUACAUCCCCAACAACAAGGGGCAGCUCAUCAAAGCCUGUAAAACAGAGGCGGACAGCCGGGUGGUUGAGGGGAACCACAUGUGGUUGAGGGGAACCACAUGUGGUUGAGGGGAACCACAUGGUGUACCGGUUCUCGGCCCGACCCAGGAGGAGAAGGAGGAGUGGAUCAAGUCCAUCCAGGCAGCAGUGAGUGUGGACCCCUUCUAUGAGAUGCUGGCAGCAAGGAAGAAGCGGAUUUCUGUCAAGAAGAAGCAGGAGCAGCCCUGACCCC